GAGACACAAUUAAAAUGCUGUGGGUGUUUUUUUUCAGCUGCUGUACAGGGUGGGGGAACAAAGUCCGACAGUUUUCGUGAGCCAAGGAAAAGCACAACCAUUUCUGACAGCGAAUGCAUGAAAACGUUCAAGGGUCAAUGCUGAAUCCACGGAUCUCGUUCUCAAACCACACCGGCAACCGCAGCCUUCAGUCCUGAGUUUCUUAUUGAUCGAGACACACCUCCAUGCCCAGAUUCCCCUCGUCCUAGUGAGAGAAGGUCUUCCCCAACUGCAUUUACCAUCAUCUCUCCAGGUCCUGCACAGCUGAAUAAGGUUGGGCUCAGGUCCUCAAAGGAUCUAUAAAAUUCAAAGAAAAACUGCGUGUUCCCAUUGUGAACAGGAAAAACGCUUUUUAUUAAAGCAGCUAGUAGAAUGAAGCUAAAGAACCUCAACUGGCCGUUAUUAGUUCUGUGAAAACUGUGAAUGGAUCGAGUCUGGUUCACUGCUGGGGUUUUACUGUUAUAGCUGGAUGUGAGAUUUAUUAUUAUUAUUAUUAUUAUUAUUAUUAUUAUUAUUAUUAUUAUUAUUACUGAUCUUCUGUAGCUGAAAUCCCAAGUGGUGUCCGAGUAUUGGAUUUUCCGCUGUACAAUUAAGGAAGACACUAUGAAGGACGGUGUGACCAACAACAGCACAGCCAGUAUAUCCCAAGCCAGGACAUCAGUGGAGCAGCUCAAGAUGGAAGCCUGCAUGGACAGGAUCAAGGUGUCCAAGGCUGCUGCUGAUUUGAUGGCAUACUGUGAUGCUCAUAUAAGAGAGGACCCGCUCAUCUGCCCAGUGCCAGCCUCUGAAAAUCCAUUCCGGGAGAAGAAAUUCUUCUGCACCAUCCUGUGAGACCCGUGUCGGUACAACCUCUGCACAGUGGGAUCAGUCCUGAUUACAACAAUGAUGAUGAAGUUGAUGAUGAGCAGUAGAAAGCUUCAAAUUUUGCUUCAUAUAUAAGAGCAGUUGCAGUUUGGUAGCUGCAGGGGGCGCUGAAGUCCAGUAACCGGUGUCAUUUGAUUGUCUGUGUUUCCUUUAGUUAUGCUUAUUAGAGGACAGUAUUACUCAAUGCCUAAAACAAUUCAAUUAUUGAAUAACUGUUUUAAAUUGAUUUUAGGGCCUGAGGGGAAAAAAAUGCCACAGUUUUCAGUUUUCUUUUUCUUUGAUUGGUUUAUUUUUCCUUGAUUUAUUUAUUUAUAUAUAUCAAGCUUCUUUGUUAAAUGGGAUGAAAUAAUUAAUCUCUUUAGCACCAUUUAUAUCAAUGUAUCUAAGAAAACCACCAGGCUGAUAUUUAAUAAGUAUUCUUUCUCUUUCAAUUUGUCAAACAUUUUAAGAUUUUUACUGAAGGUAAUAACACCUGUGCUAUAACCAACUGCAUAAGGAAACCAUAUUACAAACACUAGAUUUCAAAAAAUGUUUAUUUUGCUUAAUUCUCCAGCAUAAGAUAUAACUAAUCUUUGCAAAAUUGAGUGUAACACUAAGUGGUCUGUUCUGAAGAACAUACAGCCAUGGUCAAAGGUUUUGCAUUACCCAAUAGAAUUAACUAAUUUUGCUUCAUAAAGUUGAAUGAAACCUGCUGAAUAAUGCUAUGUUAAUAUAGAAUUAUGUUUCUUUUUUAAUUAUGUCUCUAUCCUAAAAUUGUAAGUGAUGCGAAACUUUUGGCCAUAGCUGUACAGUUAAGACAGAAGCAUUAAUGCCACAGUUCCACCUGUAAAACUCAAUCUCGUCUCAUUCCAGUAUCAAAGAGGGGGUUCUACUGGUACCAACUGCAACUGACGCGUCCAUGUGUAUCAUUUUUUGUAUACAGUAAUUCCCUUUAGAGCUUAAAAAUUUUUCAUCUACUUCCAACAUUUCCUUGUUUUGUUUUUUAUACCCACGUUCGUUUCACUGAAACUUUAAUAGGCCACUUCCUCUAUCAAAUCAAUUUAGACAGACCAGCUGAAAUCCAGUCUGAGUCCAAAAUCAAAUAGGUUUUAUCUUGGUCUGCUGCUGAUUGAAUAGAACAGGAUUUGAACUCACUUUUGAACUCAAUACCAGUGUCAAAUGGUACUUCUUUCUCUCCAUGAUCCUGAAUCAUAUCAGUAGAAAACUAACAGUGUUUAUAAUCAUUAGAUAGUUGGCAUAUUCAUUGUGGUAACAAGAUGCCAUAAAUUAAAUUAUUUAUUUUCAACUGUCUUAUUCAACAGUUUCUGUCACUGAAGUUACAGUACAGAGUAAUUUAACCUCUACCUGGUCCCAGUAAAACAUGUUUUAAUUUAUUAACAUAAUAAGGCUAAAAUGGUUCCUAACUGGCAGUGUUGUGCACUCAGUCUUGCAACGUGUUCAGUCUCUCAGUCUUUUCCCAGUUACUUUCCGGGUGUGGAGUCAUUAUCCAGAUAACCAACUGACCCCUCAUUUUGUCUGGUUACUUGACAUUGCACUGUAAUAUAGUUUGGUUUGGAUACUAGUUAUGUACCCUUUAUCUCAAUAGUCCUUAAUCGUAUACCCAUGGCCCUAUUUGCUAGUUGCUAGGCCUUAAAAAACAGUAUUUUGCUCUAUUUUAGUGGAGCCAUGGUGCCAACGCUGGCAGUUACAGUGUGCUGCUCAGAGUGUUUUAUAAGAGUCCCCCGAUGCUGUGUUCUGGAAGAAGAGUUGCUGCUUUCAGAGUUGAAUCAGUCCAGCAUUUAUCUUCAUUUUUUACUCAACCUUGGGAUGUAAAAGAAUAAUAUGUAAAAUGUAAAUUGAUUAAAUCAACAAUGAGUUUGACCCUGAUCCCUUGCUAUUUACAGAACAUGCACUUUUACUUUCAAUGCCAUUUUUAUUCAAAUUUCCAAUCAGACUAUACUCACGAUCUCUACACCUCCCCACCUCUACAUCACUGCCCUUGCAGUAUAACUUUCCCAGAAUAAAAUGGUUGGGUCUCAAUUGCCUCAUCCAAUAGCCAAACACCCAAAUAACCAGUUGAUAUCCAUUGUCUCAGUUACCUGCUACCACCUCAACCCAUCUCUGACCUAUGGUAACACUCCUAAGCCAAAUCAGUUGAGUUAAGACUAAUAUCCCUGUUAACACUCUACAUAAGUAAUGGAAGCAGCGGGUAUCGAACAUACCCGUUAGCAGCAACGUCAUGACGUUUCAGGUUGACAUAGUUGAUCAUAACGCAAUGCUUUUAUUAGUGUCCCAACUUGUCAUGUGUACACCUCUGACUGACUAUUGGAAUGCAGUAUAGUGUGUAGGUAGCACUCAAUUAACUUGAAAUGGUUCAGCAGCACACUGUUGCUAAACGCAAUGUUGUAGCCAAAGGCUAGCCAAGCAACUUCAUGCUUGUGGGAAGAGUCAGGUUCUAAUAAGCUAAAAUGAAACCCACCAAAGUGAAAUACACAAGUUUAUCAUAAAAUAAGAUUGUGGCUAUACUGUUUAACUGAUUGGUUUGCCUGGCUUAUUCUAUCCCAGCUUUACUCUUUAUAUAGUGUCCCCUCUGUACAGAAACCCUCCAGCUGCUAUAUGUCCAUGUCAUUUCCUUGUGACUUGCCUGUAAACCCCAGUGUGUAACGUGCUAGGCACACGCAUGCAUUCCCUUUCGCUCAGCUUCUGUUCAUUUAGCUUCUGUUCAUGCAUGAUAUUAGUUUUGUCAAGUGCUGUGAGACAGAUGUAUCUUGUAUAUUAGAUUACAGUCUUGACUUGAAAAAAAAAGCACAAUUUUAAAUUGUAUUGUUUUUUUUUAGGUUUUGUUUUUUUUAUUACAAAUUUUUUACACAGUAGAAGUAAAAUCUAUGUUUACAAUAUGUUGCAGAGCCCUCGUUUGUAGAUAGAGGAGGAAUGACAUGUGGUGCUCCAGCUUUGACAACAAAUGAAAAGUUGUAUCUUGUUUUGUAAAGUGUACUGUACAGAAAUGUGAGUAGCGCAGAAAGAAUAUCAUUCUGCAUAUAGUUCUAUUGUGCCAUGUAUUAAACCCCCCCAGUAAGUAAAAACAAAACAACAACACCAUUUUUAAAGAGAUGGUGGGGUCUUUUUUAAUGGUCUAAACAGUGAGGGAUAGAAACACAGAAACCCUUUAACUCUAUAUUAAUCCAGGUUGGGUUUUCCCUAAGAGGUGAUUUAUAGACACACUUAUUAACCUCACUAUACUGCACAAUCAGGUUCUCGAAAAAAUCAGGUUUAUACAUUUUAGGGCAGCAGUAUUACGAUCUGCCACAGAUUAGAUGAUUAAAAUAGACCCCAGUCUGAAUGCCUUGAAAAGCAGUUCUACAACAAAGCCAAUUCACCCAUUUGUUCCUGGUACAUUUUUAUAUGUACUGUUUUUGGCCAGUUCUUUGUCUAUUCAAAUGUAUGUUCUUGACUCCAUCAGUAACAUUUGCUAGGACAGAGAUUAUUGCACCUCCUCUCAACAGGAGUUUACUGGUAGCAUAGGAUGAAAGGCUAUUCUAAAAUAAUAUGCCAUCUGAUUUAGGGAGUCAAAUUAGCAACUUGGUGUGGGUAUGAAAUAUCCCAGUCAUCACAUCCUGGUGCCUUUUUAGGGUUACUGCACUCUCAAUAAAGCUCUUAGAAUCGUGUCAUGCCUCCAAGUACAUCCGGUGUUUACAGGACAACUACUGUUAAUUUUGUUUACAUAAUGUAUAUUUUAAAAAUGUACAGUAUAUAGACGCCUGAACUACUUCCUACUGGUACAGGGUUUCACAUUUUAUUACACUACCAAUAGGUGUGUAUUUCUAAAAAUGCUCUGACAUCUACAUGAGCAAUGGUUGCAGUAUUAGCACAAAAAGCAAAAACAGUGAAUACAAAAAUGAGCAAACAGCUCUAAGGUUUUAAACUAACCCCUGAACAAUGGUCAAAUAAUGUGACAGGCUAAAUCCUUGUCAAUGGGUAAUGGUUUCUAUGAUCAUAAAUGAUCUACAAAUACCCUCUAAAUCAGAUGACAAGAUUAUUCUACUAAACUAAUGUUACAACUAAAAUAUACUGUAAUGCAAAUAGAUUGCGGUCAUGUUAAAGCCUGGAAAAUAUUAAAAAAGUCUUAUGAAAUAACUGAAUUGCUUCUACUGUGUUUAUACCAUGAGUUAUAUAAAUGCCAAAUGACAAUGUUUAAAGGCCAAGCUCACUAGAAUUCAGUUCCAGUCCUGGGAGCUGAGUUCAAGUGCCUUUUUAUCUAAUUGAUCGAUACAGCAUAGUUAGGGAUGUAAUAAAACAUAUUUGCUGGUAGGCCUUGAAAUACAAAGAGCUUUCACUCAUUAAAAGGGUAGGCCCUCCAGUGCAUGGUUAAGGCAUUUUGGAGCCAUGUGGAGUAGCUUGCAUUGUGGUGGUGCAAAUGUAACCCAAGGUUUCUCGGCACAUGUUCCAUAUUGCAUAUUAAUAAUAAUAAUCAUUUCAUAAAUAAAUAAAAUAAAUAAAUACUCUUAUUGUAAUUUUUAAAAGAUUUUUAGGAGCGAGCACUGGUAAUUGUUGCUGAAAAAGUUCAAAAAAGGAUAUCAGUGAACCUAAUUUGAUACAUACAGGGUGCAUGGGGCCCUGUUCUGAGUCAACAUGUACAGGUCAUUGAGGCCACACCAUCAUAUAAGGUAUUGUUGGUAACGCUAUUACACAAGCAAACAAAAAACGUCUUUUCACCAGUAGUGAAUUUUCAGUAUGUGUGUGUGUGUGUGCACUGUGUUAUUUAAAUCCCAUGUAAAUAAUGCAUAAUACUCUUUAUUAUGUACUGUAUACAAGUAUUGUUGUGCCUAAUUUUUAGGUUUUGCACUAUAUUCUUAUAGAAGCAUAGUUGUUUAGAUAUGUGCAGGCAUACAUUUAAAAUGGCUCCCUUUUUGCCCAAAAUAUUGGGCUUUGUUACUGUCUGGUUGAAUACUAAAAUUAAGUGGAACAUAAUAAAGGCUCCCAAUGUGCUGGAUUAUUAA
Acipenser ruthenus (sterlet) is the source of this 5879-nucleotide messenger RNA. Its product is annotated as guanine nucleotide-binding protein G(I)/G(S)/G(O) subunit gamma-4-like. Bases 643 to 870 code for a protein of 75 amino acids. Gene Ontology annotation, biological process: G protein-coupled receptor signaling pathway. Gene Ontology annotation, cellular component: heterotrimeric G-protein complex. The record is from RefSeq and is a predicted model, not a curated record. Lineage: Eukaryota; Metazoa; Chordata; Actinopteri; Acipenseriformes; Acipenseridae. The transcript has 3 exons. Gene Ontology annotation, molecular function: G-protein beta-subunit binding.